UAAUCCACCGGAGAAUACCGAAAGUCUCCGAUCUCUUCCGAAGUACGAUCGUAACUUUCCGUAAGACUUCGGGCGCUCACCUUGUUGUCACAUGACAGUCAGGCCGACAAGAUGGCGGACAUGCGGACAUUCAAUGUUGUUAUUCUCGGUUUUUCGUUUAUGUUCAUCUUUACCGCCUUCCAAACGGGUGGUAUGAUAGAGCAAACUGUCAUCCAAAGUGUCCUCAAGGAAGGAAACUUCCAAGGAGGCAGUGGUUAUGUCAGUCUGGCGAUUAUUUACUCCGUGUUUGCUGUGGCUAACUGGGGAGCCCCGUCUGUGGUCAGUGUGUGCGGACCUCGAACCUCCAUGGUCAUCGGAGCAGUCAUGUACUGCCUGUUCAUAGCUGUGUUCAUUUACCCCAUGGUCUGGGCACUGUACCUGGGAUCUGUGCUGAUUGGACUAGGGGCAGCAGUAAUAUGGACUGCACAAGGAAGCUUUCUCACAGUCAACUCCACUCAAGAAACUAUUGGACGGAACAGCGGAAUAUUUUGGGCACUGCUACAAUGCAGUCUGCUUUUUGGGAACAUCUUUGUGUGGCAAGAAUUCAGUGGAAAGGAGACCAUUGAUUCGAAAACCCGUAUCCAGGUGUACGUGGUGCUACUGGUGGUGUGCUGUGUGGGAACACUCAUGUUGUUUGUACUGAGGAACAGAAGGCCCGAAGAUCGCUCAGACCUUCUAAAUGUCAACAGUGGAGACCAGGCCAGUGAGGGACCACUACAAGCAUUCAAACGUUCCAUCCAGCUUCUCAAGACAAAAGAGAUGCUUCUCCUUGGAGUAUGUUUUGCUUACACAGGAUUUGAGCUAACAUUCUUCAGCGGAGUGUACGGUACCUGCAUUGGGAACACAAAGGCCUUUGGUGACGAGGCAAAGUCACUUAUUGGCAUCUCUGGUGCUUUUAUUGGGGCUGGGGAAAUCUUAGGCGGAGCGGCGUUUGGUCUGGGCGGGAAACUGACUAACCGCCACGGGCGCGAUCCCAUCAUCCUGUUUGGUUUCAUCGUCCACAUGACGGCGUACUAUCUCAUCUACAUCAACCUGCCGCAGUCUUCACCCAUCACGGAGAUCAUCACUGAUGCCAGCUACUAUCCUGUACUCAUGGACUCCAAUAAGUACGUAGCGAUCCUGUGCAGUUUCCUGUUGGGUCUGGGAGACAGCAGUUUUAACACACAGGUGUACUCCAUCCUGGGCUUCAUGUUCCCUGAGGACAGUGCACCUGCGUUCGCACUCUUCAAAUUUGUACAGUCCCUGACAGCAGCAGCAGGGUUCUUCUACAGUAAGUACCUCCUGCUACAGUGGCAGUUACUCAUCCUGGUGGUGUUUGGAGUGGCAGGGACACUUGCUUUCUUUGAGGUUGAGUGGAAGACAUCCAAUGCCUCCAGGAAAGGCUAUACCCAGAUAGGAUGACUAGACAAGCAGGACCAGGAGAGACUGCUGUCUGACUCAGAGGAGGAGCAAGAACGGACACUUGAAGCAGCCGGGUUUUCCCAGGGACUACUCACAUCAGUGCUGUAGGGGACAGGUCAUUAAUGAAUGUGGUAGGGGGAGGGCUGUACUGAAAGAUUUCUUUCUGUGUACAUACCAGUGUUCUAGCCAGCAUUCGUCUACCCUGCUACUCAUGACAGACAAAUUUCCCCAAUCCGUUGUCUUUGGCAGACAAAAGUCGGUGUGUAAUGAUAUGGAAAGAGAUCUAGAUGUCAUACCAGCUUAAUAUGCUGCUCAAAUUGCAGAAAAUAGCAUUUCAGAGGGUCAAUAUUUCAAACUUUUCCCGAAAGAGCAUGCCCAAGACCCCCAACUUGCAGCACAUGACAUGAUGGAAAAUUGAAAUGAUGAAUGAAAAAAAAUUCAUGCUGACUAGAACACUUCUGAUACACACAUCAAUCUUUAAGGUCUGUUUCCUAA
Molecule: messenger RNA, 1935 nt
Organism: Branchiostoma belcheri (Belcher's lancelet)
Lineage: Eukaryota; Metazoa; Chordata; Leptocardii; Amphioxiformes; Branchiostomatidae
Product: UNC93-like protein MFSD11
Exons: 14
Coding region: 112-1440 (442 amino acids)
Source: RefSeq, a predicted model, not a curated record